AGGAGGAAUCAGGGGACACCUGCAGGAAUCUCCGGCUCUCUGUGUACACCGUGUUCAUCCGUGAAUUGGUCCCGGGCUCUGUUGAAGCUCGGGGACAGUGACUUAAACAAAGAUGACCUGGACAGUCCACACCUGUCUCAUCACGCUCGCCAUCCUCUGCGUUUGGCAGGCUGAGGUAGCAGAAACAUGCAGCUGCAUAUGGAGGCUUCCUCAGCAGCAAUUCUGCAGCGCAGACGUAGUUAUGAAGGCAAAAGUACUUGGAGGGCUCAAGGUUGGAAAAACUAAGCAUGGAAGCCUCCACAUAAAAGAGUACAACAUCAAACAGCUCAAGAUGUUCAAAGGGAAAUGCACUAAAAUCAAUACCGUCUCCACGUUCACCUCCUCCUCUCUGUGCGGGAUAACUCUGAAGUAUAACACGGAAUAUCUCCUCUCAGGCUCAUUGCGGGAUGGGAAGAUGCAUGUCAGCUCCUGCGAUUUUGUCAGACAGUGGGAUACGUUGACUGACAGCCAGAGGGAGGGUGUGGUCUCCCAGUAUGAACAGGGCUGUGGUUGCAAGAUCGUUCACUGCUACUCUUCGCCCUGUGCCGCCAGCAGCUCAGCGGAGUGUCUGUGGGGUGAUGAAGCGACAGAGACAAAGCUCUUUGGAAAACGGACCACAGGCUAUACUUGUACCAUGAAGAGUGACAAGUCUUGUGCCUGGUGCAAGAACGGCGGGAAAAAUUGCAUUGACCUUAAAGACGCUUAAAUCUACCACUAUGCCACAGAGUGAUCAGAACACAAAUGCAAUAAAUAAAGUCAUCUCAGUGUAACUUAUUUUACUUUCCUGUGAUUGAAAACAUUUUAUUUAUUUUUUGGUUUCAGGACAUUUUUUUCCCUAUUUAUCAGUCUUAUGAAUUCAGCACGUUCUAAAGCCUCUACCCCAAAAUCUAAAGCACUUUCUUAUAAAUCGCCUUGCUCUUAAUUGAAAUAAAGGGAUAUGCAUCACAA
Messenger RNA from Solea senegalensis (Senegalese sole), 987 nucleotides. Its product is annotated as metalloproteinase inhibitor 3-like. Bases 113 to 745 code for a protein of 210 amino acids. Gene Ontology annotation, molecular function: metalloendopeptidase inhibitor activity; protease binding. Gene Ontology annotation, cellular component: extracellular matrix. Gene Ontology annotation, biological process: negative regulation of membrane protein ectodomain proteolysis; negative regulation of endopeptidase activity. The record is from RefSeq and is a predicted model, not a curated record. NCBI's taxonomy places the organism in Eukaryota, Metazoa, Chordata, Actinopteri, Pleuronectiformes, Soleidae. The transcript has 5 exons.